AACAUCAAAGCAAAACUAGACAGACAGACAUGCAAACGGACAGCUGCAGCGAUAAAACAAACGAUUGAACUGUAAAUUGAAGUAGACGGCGAUCGCAAAAAUGUCGGAAGUAUCCCGCCGCUGUUUUGACGAUUCGCUGAAGACAAAUCGUAGAGCCGGCAAUAUUGGGGCCACGACCAAAAUACACGGCGCACCGCCCAGACGCCAGUAGGCGGAUAGCGCCCGCGCGCCCACCGCGCCUCGCCCCGGAUUCAAACCACUGGCUCAUUUACCAUCCAAAGCUAUAUUUAAACAGUGACAUUAAUAUCUGCAUGUCCAACAACAAAAAUACGAGCCACGCUCCAGGACUCCAGUGAUGUGAUUCUCUCCAGUGACAGUGCCGAGUGACCGCCACGUGUGCCCGCGACCGACGUCGUGUUACAGGAAGUAAAUAAAUCCGAACUGGAGCCUCCGCAAUGAAUCCGCCGUCGGCGAUACAGAACGCGAUGGGGAGGGAGCGCAAGCCCUUCACCUACACGCCGGGGGGGCUGGACCUCUCGGAGAUCAAGUCGGAGCGCAUGGCGGCGCGGCUCAUGCGCAAUGCCAUGAACCAGGGCGUCCCGGAGAAGCCCCCCGGCCCCGCGCAGCCCCCGUCCAACCCCUCCACUCCCAUCGCCGUCCCCAACUACUCAUCUCUACCGGUGCAAGUCUUCCCGGCCUUCUCACUGCCAGCCAACCCGAAGUCUCUCUUGAGGACGAGGAGUAUACCUGGCCAGUACAGGGAACCUCAACCAGAAAGGGCUCCGCAGAAACAGUUCAACAACUCACCGUUCGAAUCCACACAAGCACGUGGAAAUAGUGAAUCCGUCCCAUUCGGCGCACGCGUAAACAAUAACAAUGUUGAGAACCGACCAGCGUCUAUGUAUAGCACAAUGCCGACUUAUAGUAAACCUCCAGACACAAGUAAAGAAGUAUUUAGAGACUCUCCAGUUCUGACGCCCUGUUACGACGUUAAUUAUUUUCAAACGGCGUCAAAUGUGUUGCCUAGUGCGAUGGAAAGUGCACAAAAAUCUGAGUACAGUUAUCCGUACAAUACAGAUAAUCCGUAUGAAGUACAAAAUCCACCACUAAUUAAUAAUAACAUACAGAAUCAAAUUACAGCAUCAAAUUUAUUGCCGAGUGCGAUGGAAAAUACACAUAAAUCUGAGUACAGUUAUCCAUACAAUACAGAUAAUCCAUAUGAAGUACAAAAUCCACCACUAAUUAAUAAUAACACACAAAAUCAAAUUAGUAACGAUCAAAAAUAUGAAAUUAAACCAGAACUUGCAUUUAAUAAUAAUAAUAAUAAUGAUAAAACCGCUACUGAGAUUGAUAAACCAAUAGAAGGUGGCUUAUAUGGUUUUACAAAUCAUGGUUUUGAUAACAAUAUAGCAAAUCAAAAUAUUGUUUCUACAGGUACAACAGCUGAAACUUAUGAAAAACCAGCACCAACUAAUAAUUUAUUUGAGAGGACCGAAAGCUCUGAAAUCAAAACGUCUGAAAAACAAAAUAAUGAAUUUAAUCCGAUACUGAAUUCACAAUCAAUGGAAUAUGAAAAUAAAUAUGUACCAACUAAGGAAGAUAUUGACAAGUACAAUUUUUCUGAAGAAAUAGUGGCAGCCGUACCGGAUGUUGAAAUAAAGCCUCUAUCUUUAAGUUCUCAAUCUACACCAACAGAACAAUGUGAAGAGAAUGAACAGACAGAAUCAAAAGUAGUGAAGAAAACCAAGAAAGAAAACAAAACCGAAGAAACAAAUAAUACAUCUGAAAAUGGAGAAGAUGGAUCAGAAACUGCUCUUACUGUUAAACUACCAACUAAAAAAUCAGCAGCAAAGACUGAAACCAAAGUAGAAGUCGUAACAAAAACAUUACCCGAUGGGUCUAUAGAAGAAACUAAAAAAACAAUUACCAAAACCACUAUAGAUGGCAAAACUGAAAUAAAAACUAGAAUUGAAACGAGGACUAUUCCCAAAGAGGAACAAGAUGAGGAAGAGGAAGAGGAAGAAGAAGAGUAUGAGGAGGAAAGUGGAGUCGAUGUUGAAGAAGUUCAUGAAAAUGGGGAGGAAAUCGUUGAAGAGCCGUCUACUACAGUAGUUGUUAAACAAGCAUUGGAUGCUGUAGAAAAUGGGGAAACAUUAAUAAAACAACAUGAGUCUUCCGAGUCUACUACUACAAAAAAAGUUGUUGUUGUACAGCAAUCCGUAGAAGCUGAAAAUGAUGUAACUACAAAAGACGAAAUAGUUCAACAACAGGAAAUAGAAUCAAAGCAAGAUGAAGAAAUAAAGCAAGAGGAAGAAUUAACCGAAAAAGUUGAUGACAAGGAAACCGUUGAAGAUGAUGAGCAAGAAGAAGUUGUGGAAGAAGUGUCUGUGGUACAAAAAGAUGUUCAACUUAACAAUAAUAACACAGAUAAUGAAAAAUCCGAAAUCAUCAAAGAAGUUGAGACUAAACCAGAAACUGAAGUCCUUGAAAUCCAAGAUGAUGAGGAAUCUGAGUACACCGAAGAAGAAGUUGAAUCAGAAACAGAGGAAGCAGCGAAGCCUGAAGAACCUAAACCUGAAACUGCCAAGCCUGAGGAAAGUACACCGGAAGCUAAUAUUUCUGAAGAAGCAAAGGAGGAUGUAAAAGAAGAGACAACAGAAGAGUCAGUCACACCUCAAGAGGCUCCAAAAGAGGUACCUAUUGAAAUUAAAACAGAACCUGAAACUGAUUCUACACCGGCACCAGAACUUGAACCGGAACCUGUUGAAAUUAAACAAGACCCUGUGUCAGAGCCUGCACCGGCACCAGAACUUAAACCGGUCAGCGAAACUCCUAAAGACAAUGCUAGGGAAAUUCCUAUUCAUCUAGACAUUGUUGAAGAUAUUGAAAUAAAACCUAUAGGCCCUAUUAGCGAAUCCUUGUCUAAAACACACACAGAGAGCACUGAAAUUAUCACUAACAAAGAUGCAUCUGGAAUGCCACUAAGCACACAGACAGAACUACAUAGAGUAGAAAACAUAGUUGUUACAAAUCGUAUUACUAAAACUUUGGACAAUUCUUAUGAUCAAUUAAUUCAACAGGGUCUGCCAACCGCCAAAACUUACUUUGCGCCAUCAAGAGAAAGGCUUUCGCCGACUCCGCAACCAGCAAAGCCUUACACACCUUCUUAUAACCCGGAGCCAACCACUGAAAGGCGUCAUAGUCUCCUCUUAGAAAGACUUAGCAUGGAAAGACAAUUACCUCCUUCAGGGGCAUACCAAAACACUUACCAGACAUUUAACCAACAAAAUUAUGAAACACAAAGGGAAGUUUCACAAGAACCCCGAGUUGAGGUAGUUAACAUUGCUAAUGUGAAGCCGAGUCAAAUAACUAACCAACAGUGGUAUCAGCAAUCGAGGAAGGAGAACGAGAUUUAUAAUAACACUACAAAUUCUUCACAGUCUUGGAGUCAACCCCCUCAAGCUCAGUACCGGCCUCAAGCUACUGCGCAGCCUCAAUACCAGGCUCCAGCGCAGCCCCAAUAUCAAGUGCCAGCUCAGCCGCAGUGGCAGAACCCAGCUCCGCCAGCACAAGCCCCAUACCAGGCACAGCCUCAAUACCAGCCCCCACCACAGCAGUAUGCGCCCCCACCCCCAGCACAACCCCAGUACGCGCCCCAACCGCAGGCUCAACCCCAGUACACGCCGCAGCCGCAGUUCCAACCCAAACCCCAACAGUACCAGCCCCCGGCGCAGCCCCAGUACCAACCUCCAGUUGCACCCCAAUACCAGGCUCAGCAUCAACCGAAGCCGCAAACUCAGACUAAUUCAUACACUGACAGCUACAGCCAAAACUAUUCUAAAAACACAUCUAGCACCACAUACCAACAGAACAGCUACCCAAGCUACACUCCUAAACCAACGUCUUGGGGAUCCAACAACCAGCAGCAACUUGACUCAGUCCCAGCUAUUAAUACUCCUGCAAACCAGUACUCGUAUCAAAACACUGACUACCAGAGCCAAAACAGUUCUCAGCAGCAAUCCUCCUCAUACGUACCUCCUCCUUGGGAACAGGAUGCGAACUAUGCUGCCCCUCCUCAGAACAUAAGCACUACCUUCUACCAACCCGCCACUCAACCAUCUUCUGACACUCAAUCUACUAAACCAGCGUGGAAACUGACUCCAGCCGCUGGUAAAUUCUCCAAGCCACCUCCCAAGGCAUACGUCCCGCCUGCACCAAACCAGUCCUUCGUGAAACCCGUCAUCCCUGAAGCCCCGAAGGUCGCGGGACGCAAGACAUACUACAGCGAGUAUGAGCGGCGAUACAUUUCUGUCCCCGACUCCACUUACAUCCCAUCCGAAACGAAGUACCAGCCCCAGCCUGACCCGUCCCCUAAAUGUUACUACGACAACGAGGAAACGGCUGAAAAGUCUGAGCACACCUGGCGCAAGGAGCUUAGGGAGUUCACUGAGAAGACCACUCAGAGUGACUACCAGACUCAGCAGACGGUCAACCCUCCGUGGGAGGAGACCCCGACUUACGCCAAGACUCCGACCGUCACUUACACGCCGACUCCUUCAUGGAGUCAGACCUUGAGGCCGGAAUCUGGCAGAGAGAGGUCUUUUGAAUCCGACUACGUGUCUCAAGACUGGUCGAAGACCAACACAAUAGGCAGGAACAGGCCAGUGAGCUACAUCCAGAGCAGCACCGAGUCUCCCGUCCACGACAGAGCUAGGGGUGUCUCGGUGGACCGGUACAACGCCAACAGCUACCACUCCCCGAUCCCCUCGGAGCACUCUCCGGUGCCGGUCAAGACGCUGACCCCCGCGACUGCGCCGGUCAAGAACUACCACAACCCCAACGUGCCCGCGUACCACAGCCGUGCUUCUGCUGAACCUAGAGAGCAACCCACGCUGCAGCCGACAUACGGGUACCACGAGUCUCGAGCCAGCCCCGUGCAGUCUCGCUCCUUCAAGUACCUGCAGUGGAUCACCGGCACGGAGCACUGAGCUACCACCACCUCUCAUAGAUUCAUAAGUCUAAUUUAGGACCAUGGCAGGGCAAAUUGGUAAUAUCCUUUCAGUUCUCAUGGUGAAUUGAAAAAGAUAUUGAAAUUGCUGUGUCUUGCCAUGGUAAAAACGAAUUGGGAAAUUAAAUCGAAAAAAUAUGUAAUUUUAAUAACGUUAAGGUAUUUAUUUUUAGAAUGUACGAGUAAUGUAUGUACAUUAUCUGUUAGUUACUUAGUAUUCAUUCAUUGUUUAACCGUCCCAUAAAUAACUGCAACUUAUCCAUUUCUCUGUAAGCUUGAAAAGCUCGAUUUGGAGUUGUUUCUUAUGCUUUUUGGAACUGUAUGAUAACACGUGCCCUAUAUUUGUUGUGAUAUU
Messenger RNA from Plutella xylostella (diamondback moth), 5363 nucleotides. RefSeq lists its product as uncharacterized. Lineage: Eukaryota; Metazoa; Arthropoda; Insecta; Lepidoptera; Plutellidae. The record is from RefSeq and is a predicted model, not a curated record.